This is a messenger RNA of Amoebophrya sp. A25, 4812 nucleotides long. NCBI's taxonomy places the organism in Eukaryota, Dinophyceae, Syndiniales, Amoebophryaceae. The record is from the annotation of a GenBank genome assembly.
GAUUCUGUGUAUAUUCUUGUCUGUUGUUACAGCUGAAUUCAAUCGGUGGGGUCAGUAGUUGUUUACGAGAAGCACCAAGAAAAAUUUAUCUGGUUCGAAAAUGUGUGUUGACUUCAUCCCCUGCUCUUAGCCGUAGCAAUCAUAAUCAUUAUCAUUUGUCGAUUUCUUUUGUGGAUCCCGACGAUGAUGUUUGACAACGAGGGAGUGGGUGAAGUAUUGGCUGAUAGAGACAUUUUCUGGGUCUCACAUUAAUGCGACGAGAAUAUCUUCUUUCCCCCUUUCCGUUCAUCGUGACUUUUCCUAUCCGUUAGACCACUCUCGUUGAAAUUGAAUCAGUCGGCGUGCGAAAAUAAGUAUGAAAAAAGUAACCAUGAUGAUUUACAACAUGUGAUACUUCUAUCUUGUGAAGUCAUUCUACUGGAGCAGGGAGCGGUAUAGCAAUAGCUUUCGUUUUUCUUGAUGUUUGUAGGAAGAGGAAGAGCCUAUGGCGCUUGUAGUUCCCCCUUUUGACCAAGUAGUUCCUUUUCCUUUCACACGCUCACGAGAUGAACAACAUUCAGUAGUGAUUUAGUGGCAACGAAGAAAAUGCAGUCCUCUUGGGGUGGCGGCAAGGAUUGGUAUGGCGCGAAAGGUGGCAAGCAAGGAGGCGCAGGAGGUAAGAAUGCUACUUCUUGGCAGAAAGGCGGUUCUAGUGGGGAGAAAGGGGACACUCAAACAUCUGGAGGCAAAGGCCCACAGGGUUCUGAGCUGCAUUCGAACAACAAUGUAAAGGUAAAGAAGACCAAGAGCAUCUUGGUUCCGAAAAAACAACAAGCAGCAGCAAGUGGAGGUGGAGCAGUUCCUGGGAGUAGUGCCUCAUCGACUCCUUUAACUGCAGUGAUUAAACCUGCCGCCGCAAGAUCCAAUAUGAAGAAAAAAGUCGCUGGAGCCUCCUCUUCAGCCUCGUCCAGUUCUAAGGCACGCAGUGCUUCUCAGAAGAAGAUCCCAACAGCGUCAGCUUCUGGAGGCGCAACAUCGCAGAAAACAACAGUCAUGUCCCACGUUGUUGGAGUCAAAAGUUCUAGUAAUACAGUAAUGAAAUCAUCAACCACGACAGUCAAAACUGGUGGCGCUACCCUAUCUUCAAGUACAACUAACCCAUCAUCAUCCAGUAGUGCAGUUGUCAAGCAAGCACCAGCCACUUUCAACACAGACAAAGGAGGAAUGGGGGAUAAAGGAGGCGGAGUGCGAAAACGUCCGGCGCAGGGAGUCGCUACAGAUGCGGCGCCUGUGGCGGUAUUGGACAUUUUCUUUGAUGUUAUCUCCUAGGGAGAGUAAGUUUCUUGAAUUCUAAGGCCAAUGAGAUUGAUGUUGACCUUCUCCUCCCCUCUACUGUUCUUUCCAACGUUUUAAACCAUAAAAAGACAGAACGUUACGAGCCCGUAUUGAUCCUUGAAAACCACCUUAUUCCCUUUUCUUCGCUCCACUCGAAAGAAUCAUGACCUUCAUUAUUUCAUGUUACAGGAGUCCUCUUCGGAUGGUCCCAAACGUGUAGACUCGCAGAAGAUGGCGAUGCUGCGCCAACGACUAUUAGAGAAGCGCGCUCUGUAUAGACCAACCAAGCCAGUGGAUGAUGACGCGUCGCAGGGUGCUUCUGAGUCGAGUCCAGCCAGGGACCCAAGGGGUAGAGUGGGCAGAUCCAACUCAAUUCCGAGUGUAGACGGGGAUGAGGGAGAUGACGACGCGUCACCAGUGGUUCAAGCGCCGCCAGCAGCAGUGCACAAGCCUACAGUAGUUGUUCCGACGCAAAAAACUACAACUUCUGUGGUACCAGCAGGAGCUCCUACGCAACGAGUAGUUCCUGUAGGAGCUGCAAACAACAAUAACAAGGGAGGGAAGGGUAGUACAACUGUCGUGCCAGCUAACGCAGUACAAAAGAAAGGAGGACCCGCUGCUUCAGCAUCUUCAAGUGCUUCAACGAUGAGUCAGAAGGUGAAUCUAGCAAAGCCUACGCAGAGCAGUUCGUCUCUAGUAAAGACUACCAGUACUACGUCAUCCCAAGGAGCAUCUGCUAAGCCAAUUGUCGUACCCAAUAAUGCAGCCGUUGUAAAAAAACCAGCACCAGCCACUUUGUCAACGAUUACCAAAACAACGUCCUCAUCGAGUUCAUCUACGGCGAAUAAUCCUACUUCAGUUCCAAAAGUGGUAGCAGUACCCCAAGCAGGUGCUAAGAACACGUCCUCCUCUUCGUCCGCUGAGGCAGUAGUGAUGGCAGCUCCAUCAACCUCUUCUAACUCUACUAAACCUUCAAAGACUUUUGCCCUUUCUUCAGGACCAACAUCUUCUUCCUCUUCUGGCCCCUCUACAACUGUGGGUGUAGUUCCUCCUCCAGUCGCUGCUCAGUUUCCUACUUCUCCUCUCGUGGUUGUUGAGGUCGUAGCCGCGCCAUCCGACCCGGGAAGCCCACCCGAAGAUGUUGAACCCACAGACGCAGAUGAGCUAGUCUUUUUAGACGACAACGUAGAAGCUGAAGGAAGUGCUCGGAAAAAAAGACGCUCAUCAGGGAGUAAGAGGAACGCAGAGCACCAGGGCGGGGAUGAGGUUAGAAGAAGUAAGCCAGUUGCCGAUGGUGUUGUCGAUGUCGUAGCGGCAUCUGAUGAAACGAUUGUCGUUGCCGCAGAGGAUGUAGUACUGGAAGAAAGUGUAGGGGAAGAGAGUCCAAUACAGGAAGAGACUGCUGUCGCUAAACAAGAAUCACUAGUCAUUGCAGCUACAAACGAUAACGAUGCUGUGCCAGUGGUUGUCGCUGCACCAGAUCCUGCUGGUGAAGUAGAUGUGAAAGUAGUUGAGGAUACAACGGCAGGUGAACAGCAGCAGGUAGUCGAAGAAGCUCCUUCAGUCCUGGAUAUACUGGUCGAUCAUCUAGAAGAAGAGAACAGUGGCAGACGAAAGCAAAGUGUAGAAGAAGAUAACACUGCAGAAGUCGAAGAGCCUCCACUGAAAAAGCAGAAGAUGCUACCGAAAUUGACUGGAACGAGGAGACUGCCUGAUGGUCCAUUAGCGGUGCUGGAUGACGCUGCUGGGGAAGAAGAAACACCUGGCGUGGCUAAAGCGGUGGAGGAGGCUGCUGCAUCUUCAAGUAGUAGCUCUUCUAAAAAUGCGGCUGCUCCUAGUGCAGUUGUAGAACAAAAGGCCGCUGGCGGCAACCAGCUCGCGCCAUCUAAAACAUCUUCUUCGGUGCCUCCGAAUAAGGGCAUCUCAGAGGCGCAGACAAACAUCCCUGCAACUGCUGUGAACAAAGGGAGCAAAGAACUUGUGAACAAAGGGAGCAAAGAACUCGUAAAGGGACAACUCCACAAGCCAGUAACGAAAGGAAAGAAACAAGCUGUUGCAGCAAUGACGAAAGGUAAGGAGCAAGCUGUUGGUGCAGCCAAGGGCAGCAAGGAGUCGACGAUGAAAGGUAAAAAGCCAACUACGAGCAGCGGAGGUGUAGUAAAUAAGGGCGCAGGUGAAGCGACCACAGCAACAGGUAAAAAGGGCGGCGCCGAUGUAACAGGUGCGAAAAAGGGCGCCGAAGGAUCAAGUGCCGCGAAAGGAACUGGCUCAGCAGUAUCAGCGUCAUCAGCAGGUACAAAGAAGGGUUCGACCGAGGUAAGUUCCGCAGUUGUGAAGGGAGCUGCUCCAGCGACGACAGCAGCACCAAGUACCAUUGCUGUGGCCAAGGGGGCUCAGGCCACAGCUGCUGCAUCAGGAAAAGGUGCCAAGGGAAUGGUGAAGGGAGCUCCUGCUGCGACAGGACCAGGCAAGAGCGGUCAGGGAAAAGACGCAGAGGGAGCUGCAGCAGCGACUAAGAAGGGACAAAAAGACGCCGCAAAGUCAGCUGCAACUACGGGCACGAAGGGAGCAAAAGAUCCUAGUAGUGCAGCAGCAGCGGUAGGUUCAGGCAAGGGCAAAGGCGAUACACCACGAGACAAGGCCGGUUCGACGAGUUCAUCGUCUACAACCGGAGUUGCGAAAGGAACGAAGCCUCCGACGACCAGCAAGGAUGGUAAAGGCACCCUAGGAGCGGCAUCAGCAAGUAACGGCUCUAAGCCCACUGGCGGAGCAAUACCUGCAGCUACAAGCUCGUCGAGCACAGGCACAACAGGCAAAGGUGUUCCUGCGGCAGGCACAGCUAAGCCAGGGACCACACCUGCACAAAUUUCUUCAGCUGCCUCUUCAUCAACCUCAACAUCCCAUAUCCCAACAUCACACCCAACAUCUUCUUCUUCUACUACCCCAGCUGCAUCAACAGCUGCCCCCAUAGCCCCAGUUGCGCCAGCUCCUGACCCUGCUGAGCGUCGCAACAUGCUCAAAACCAAAUUUACUGGGAACAGUAAAAUUCUCGCAUUGAUAGAGCUGACGAAUGAAGAGUUUUCUGCCGAACGGGAACGCGUUUAUGCGAAGCUGAAAGAGGCUGUACUACUUGCGGAUCUUGGCGUAGCAGCUGAGUCGAUCGAAAAACGUCUAGAGACUCUGAAACAAGAGCAAUCUGGUGCGACGCCUCUCACCUCCGAGUCUUGCGCGCAGAAGGUCAUGGCAGUACAGGAGGCAUGGCGACGACAGGUGGUGGCUCUGACGAAGUGAAAAUUUGGAAAAGAACUACAUGAAGAUGUUCAUGCUUCCUUGAAGUUUUGACAGUUGUAGCACAAGUAAAUGUUUACAGAACUACAUUGGUGUUCACGAUAUGAACCCAGACCAAAGUUUAACCAUCAAACCUCCUUCACGACCCUUUUUGGCGAUGUGCCGCAUGUACCCAUUGUGCAACGACUCAAGAUAAAAGCUAUAGCAUAG